Molecule: messenger RNA, 2692 nt
Organism: Meleagris gallopavo (turkey)
Lineage: Eukaryota; Metazoa; Chordata; Aves; Galliformes; Phasianidae
Source: RefSeq, a predicted model, not a curated record
GUGAGCUGCUGCCCAGCUGUGUGCUGACAUGAUGACAGCUAGCAAGGCGGCCGAUGUGAGCAGCAGGUCUGAGAGCAGUGUCUGCAAGUCUGCUGAGAGGAUCAAACUUGCAGAUAAAAACAGUACAGCGGCUGUGAAGGAAUUAGGAAGACUUCUGUGUGGAUCUUCAAGUGAGAGAUGUUCUGAAGGUGCCUCAGUCACCCUGAGUUUAACACCUGAAGCUGAACCAGUUUCUUGCGUGGUGAAGAACCCUCUGGGAGCCUUGGAGAACUUGAUGCUCGAUCCAAGGCUAGACUGCUUUCAGCAGAACAUGCUGAGUCCCAAAAUGAUCAUCAGUGACCCAUCUGUGGAUCUGAACGUUAAAGAAACCAGUAGAAUCAUCAGGAAACAGAUAGGAGGUACUCAGAGUACACGGACACCUGGAAAAAUUGGCUUGAGGAAUAAGUCCUUCAGCAUCAAGGACAAAAUUUCAGAGUGGGAAGGGAAAAAGGAAAUGCAGUCUGCUCCUCGUCGAGAGGAGGAGCAAGGAACUAAAGAGGAGCACAAGAUACCAUGUGUAGUUGAGAAGACGAGUGGAGAAGCACUGACGUCUCGGAAAGUGGAGACCAAGAGACUUAAGAACUGGGAGCUGGAGUGCAAAGGGGCAGGCAAAGAGAAUGAGCGGAAGGCAGGAACUCCGAAAGGCAUGGGGCAGGGAGCACAGCGGAAAGGGGAAACAGAGAAGGAUGAGGAAGUGCAGUCCAGCCUUGGAAAAUGCAAAGAAGUGAAAGGUGGGAAGUGGGAGGUCCAGAAGGAGAAUCUUUCGGUUCUUAGUCAGGUCAAGAAGCUGGAGCAGGCUUUGAAGGAUGGCUCAGCAGAGCUGCAGCCACAGUUGCCUGGUACUUACUACUCCCCACAGUGCUUGCAGGAGAAGGCAGCACAAGGACACGCUGCUCCAGAGGGCCAUGAGAGCAUAUGUGGAACUGAGCUCAACAAAAGGCUUCUUCGUUUGGACUCUGAAAUCAGCGAGCCAAUUUUUGGGACUCUAGAAGAGGUAAGAACUUCUCAUGUGAAAUCCAAGGACUGCACUACAGAAAAUGUGUACACAGAACCAGGGGUGCCAGAGAAGAAACCUUUCAUCAACCCACUGCCAAAGCCCCGGCGGACUUUCAAACAUGAGGGGGAAGAGGACUGGGUGCCAGCAGCUAGGAAUAAAAGAAACUUGCCCCCUCUGCCAUCCAUUCCUCCCCCUCCUCUCCCCUCCUCUCCUCCUCCAUCAGCUGUCAGCAGGAGGCUUUGGAGCGGGAAGCACAAGAACAACGCUGACCACAGGAAGUCAUACGAGUUUGAAGACUUGCUGCAGUCGUCAUCAGAGAAUGGAAGGGUGGAUUGGUACGCGCAGACCAAGCUGGCCCUCACACGCACUUUAUCGGAGGAGAACGUCUAUGAAGACAUACUGGAUCCACCAUCUAAGGAAAACCCUUAUGAAGACAUUGAGACCAACAGCCGCUGUUUGGGGAAGAAAUGUGUCCUGACCUUCCCAGCAUCCCCCACUUCUUCAGUACCUGGGACUCCCACUAAGUUGCUUUCCAAGCCCACUUUUUUUCGACAAAACUCAGAGCGGCGGAGUUUCAAACUGCCAGACAUAAGGAAACUGAGCCGUGAUGGAACCGGGUCACCAUCCAAAAUCAGCCCUCCCUCAACUCCCAGCAGUCCAGAUGACACCUUCUUCUCCUUGGGAGAUCCUCAGAAUGGCAAGAGGAGAAGGAAGAUUCCCAAGCUUGUGUUGAAAAUCAAUGCCAUUUAUGAGGCACGGAGGGGAAAGAAACGUGUCAAGAGACUAUCUCAGUCUACAGAGAGCAAUUCAGGAAAAGUUACAGAUGAAAAUAGUGAAUCAGACAGUGAUACUGAAGAGAAGCUGAAAGCUCACAGCCAGCGCCUUGUCCAUGUGAAAUCUCGCCUGAAGCAAACGCCACGGUAUCAAACCUUGGAACGGGACUUGAUUGAGUAUCAAGAGAGGCAGCUGUUUGAGUACUUCGUCGUGGUGUCACUGCACAAGAAGCAGGCUGGAGCUGCCUACGUCCCUGAGGUUACCCAGCAGUUCCCUUUGAAGCUUGAGCGCUCGUUCAAAUUCAUGCGUGAGGCAGAAGAUCAGUUGAAAGCUAUUCCCCAGUUUUGCUUUCCCGAUGCGAAGGACUGGGCCCCCAUCCAUCAGUUUGCCAGUGAGACAUUCUCAUUUGUCCUGACCGGUGAAGAUGGAAGCAGGCGUUUUGGAUACUGUAGGAGGCUGCUGCCCAGUGGGAAAGGGAAGCGCCUCCCAGAAGUUUACUGCAUUGUGAGUCGCCUCGGAUGCUUCAAUCUCUUUUCUAAGAUCUUGGAUGAGGUUGAGAAGAGACGAGGCAUUUCCCCAGCCUUGGUGCAGCCUCUCAUGAGGAGCGUCAUGGAGGCACCUUUCCCAGCUUUGGGCCGGACAAUUACAGUCAAGAACUUCUUGCCAGGCUCAGGAACAGAGGUCAUUGAGCUGCGGCGGCCUCUUGACUCCAGGCUUGAGCACGUUGAUUUUGAGUCCUUGUUUGCAUCCCUCAGCGUGCGGCACCUGAGCAGGGUCUUCGCCUCCCUGCUCCUGGAAAGAAGGGUGAUCUUCAUCGCAGACAAGCUCAGGUACCCUCUUGCAUUAUUUUCAACAAAAUGCUGCUAAGGAAGGGAGGCUGAG